Molecule: messenger RNA, 1151 nt
Organism: Saccostrea cuccullata (small rock oyster)
Lineage: Eukaryota; Metazoa; Mollusca; Bivalvia; Ostreida; Ostreidae
Product: fatty acid-binding protein, liver-like
Exons: 4
Coding region: 149-562 (137 amino acids)
Biological process (GO): fatty acid transport
Cellular component (GO): nucleus; cytosol
Molecular function (GO): fatty acid binding
Source: RefSeq, a predicted model, not a curated record
AUUCUAAUGUUUAGAUGCUAUCAUCGCUGACACAGCCAUUCCGUGCGAUCAUUGAUCAACCCUCGCAGGAAGUCUAUAAAACAACGAACAAAACUCGGCAGCGCUGUAAACAUUCUCUCCGUUUGUCUGUUUUACUGUUGUGUUCACGAUGGCUCAGUUUAACGGAAAAUGGGAGAUUGAAUGUAGCGAAAAUUUUGGCGAAUAUAUGAAAGCUAUCGGUGUAAGUGAUGAUAAACAAGUAGAAGCCGAGAAAUUCUUAGGAGAUUCCUCCAAACUAACUUACGACAUCAGCAACUCCGGGAAUGACUGGGUCUUCAAAAUUACCACCCCCGGGGGAGAGAGGGUUUCCAAAUUCAGCCUGGGUUCCGAAUUCGACACCAACACCUUAGAUGGAAGGCCUGUAAAGGCUGUCUUUACAAUGGAUGGAGACACUUUGAUUGAAAAGCAAACUGGUUCUGGUUUUGAAACGACCAACAAACGGACAGUUUCCGGAAAUACCCUGACCAUGGUCAUGACAGCUGGAAACGGUGUUACGUGUACGAGAAAAUACAAGAAGAUCUAAUAUGUGACUAUAUCAUUUAUGCUUGUAAAUUUUAUUUAAAAUGUAUAUUCAUUUUUUUUAAAAAUGAGAAUCAUGACUCAAUUGAUCAUACAUUCAUUGUAGAUUCUUUUUUAUGUGUUAUCUGAAAUGUCUGCAUAAAAAUGAGAUUUAAACUGAAAAAUAGUGUCAACUUUUUCCCCCAUAAAUCACUUAUUAUUAAAUCAGCACGUAAUAAUAUAUACAUGUACAAUAUACAUAUAUAUGAGUGGCAGAAAAUUACUCAUUCCUUCCAGAUGGGAGUGUAAUGAAUACAUGAUUUAUUUUGGUCUGACAAGUGAAAUUUUACAACAGGCAAAAUUAGCAAUCAUAAGGGUAUAUCGAUUACAUUGUGCAAUGAAAAAAUAUACGCCCAUUCCAAACUACAUAGUGUGCCAGAUUGUAAUUCCCUAUGUGCAGUAAAAAUACCUCGUUAUGAGUCCAUCAAGAGAUCUCGUAUAACAAAUGGAAUUUAUUGGAUUAAGCUUAUUCAAAAGCAGUGGACGAAAGAUAAAAUGAGAAAAUGCAAUAAAGUUGGAUUAGCUUGAUGAAAUUAAAUAUCAUGUUGCGUUCG